GAAAAAUUACAGUGACGACGAAGACGUUGAGGUGAAACCCAUGACAGAACUAGAGCAGAAGAUGGCGGAGAAAAUUCUCCAGGAGACGAAAGAAACCUACCGAAAACGGGUAGUACAGUUAGAGCAGGAGAGAACAUCAUCAAAUUCCGGUGUUGAGAAUCUUCAGUCUUUCUCGUCCAUUCGUCGCAAGCAGCAGGAACACUUGCCACGGAACGUGGCGUAUUUGGAUUUCGAAGUCCCGUUGGAGAUGGCAGAUCAACUACUCGCACGCAGAAGAGCGUCCAGGGUGUACUACGAGGAGAAUAACAAAUCUCACGACGAAAGAACACAAGCAGCAGUAGUGGCUGCUUCGCAAGUGGAAAAUGAUACGUCGACAGGGAGGCCAGCAAAUUUUGUCGACGCACCCUCAUCGUCAUCUGGGAUUACACAGCCACCGCAACAACAGGGUGGAAAUCCACCAACUCUCCUCCAAGACGAGGAAGAUCGAGAUAUUGUCAACGCGGGACAGCCGCAAGAGGAACACCUUCCCCUUGCAGUUACCGCUUCAUCUCCGCCACGACCAGCGGCCCAAAAGCCCAGCCAACACUCCAACUCACCCAGACGAAAAAUGAAGGCCUCGUCGCCGCAAAAGCCGCAAAUCCUGUCAGCGUUGGGUCGGGAUCCCAAUGAGAACCAAACGAAAAACAACCUCGUCUUCGGGGAGCGCUACGAUAGCUCCAGAAAUGCCGGCGGGAGAAACAUAAACAGUAAGAUGACAGCCAGACCUACCGUUUUCCCUGACGUUUUGAAGAGGCAGAAACGGAAACUGAGCGAAGGAACCGUUUUGGAAAAUGCGAAAAUUGACAACCUCUUGCGACCCCUGCGCACGCAGCUUGACCGAGUGGCGGAUAUUUACGACCCGCCGGAGUAUGAUACUAGCGAGGAG
This is a messenger RNA of Amoebophrya sp. A120, 925 nucleotides long. The record is from the annotation of a GenBank genome assembly. NCBI's taxonomy places the organism in Eukaryota, Dinophyceae, Syndiniales, Amoebophryaceae.